AGAGCCUUGUUCUUGAGUGUCUUAGUGUUGUAUACACGUUAAGGGAAGCUUGUUUCCCUUGGUUGUACGAAGGAAAGGUAUUUUCCUUCGGGUUGAAGUCUUGGAGUGCGGUAUCUCCGAGCAAGUGUUGUUGAGGCUCGUGGGACUNUCAUAUUAUCAUUGCAUUCAAACAACAUCAUUUUUCAUAGCUUUCUAGAGCCAAUUUGUGAAGUUUGAGUUGUUCUUGAGCGUAUAUAGUUUACUCAACAUCUACUCUAAAAGAGAGCCUUGUUCUUGAGUGUCUUAGUGUUGUAUACACGUUAAGGGAAGCUUGUUUCCCUUGGUUGUACGAAGGAAAGGAGUCUGGGGUAUGGGGCUAUGGGCAAUAUGGCAACUCGUUGAGUUUUCCUCCUCCCACCUGAGUGAGUUCUGAAUUCUCGUAAACCCCCAUCAUGGCUGCAAAUUUCUGGACCUCAUCUCACUACAAGAAUCUUCUGGAUCCUGAAGAGGUGGAUGUUGCUCAUCAGAUUGAGAAGGAAAGAGGCAUCACCCUUGAGGAUCGCAAGCUCAUCAAGCUCCAUAUGUCUAAUUACAUGACAAGACUAGCUCAAAAUGUAAAAGUAAGACAAAGGGUCGUAGCUACUGCCAUUUCGUAUAUGAGACGUGUUUACGUCAGAAAGAGUAUGAUCGAGUAUGAUCCUCGCCUGGUUGCUCCGGCUUGCUUAUACCUGGCAUCAAAAGCUGAAGAGAGCACAAUGCAGGCUAGGCAUCUUGUGUUUUACAUCAAGAAAUUAUACUCCGAUGAGAAGUAUAGAUAUGAAGUAAAGGACAUCCUUGAAAUGGAAAUGAAGCUUUUGGAAGCUCUCAACUAUUACCUUGUUGUAUUCCAUCCAUACCGGUCUCUAACACCGUUGCUUCAAGAUGCUGGCAUGAGCGACUCAACUCAACUGAUAUGGGGAAUUGUGAACGAUACAUAUAAGAUGGAUCUGAUUCUUAUACACCCACCACACUUGAUUGCACUAGCAUGCAUUUACAUAGGGAGUGCAUUGAAGGACAAGGAGAACACUCCCUGGUUUGAAGAGCUUCAAGCUGACAUGAACAUGGUGAAAAACAUUGCAAUGGAAAUAUUAGAUUUUUAUGAUUUCCACAAGAUGAUCACAGAUGAAAGGGUGAAUGCGGCAAUGAGCAAGCUUAUUGGCAGAUGACAUGCGCGGCGACACCUGCAAAUCACUGCUGGUAUUGCGCAUAGCAUGACUUUGAAUAACAUUCCGUACUUGAAGAUUAAUGAGAGAUAAUUGCUUACAAAUAUCUACGAACGUACACGCCACAAAUGCAGUUCUGUAUGAGAAUCUUGGAAAACUUAUUAUUAAGGAAAGAAUAACAAUUACUGUGGUGUGGUGUGGCAACCACACCAAACCGAGCCUAACAUGAGGAUGUUGGAUAUAUUGUAUAAUGAUUGAAAGUUCAAAACACUAAAGGAUGAAUAACAAACACUAAAGGAUGAAUAACAAUUACUGUGGUGUGGUUUACCCCUUUGGUUCUCAGAUGCCUUCUUCUAGAGCGAGAACAUGAAUCAUCAACCAUGGAAUCCCUUCCCCUUUAGAUGGAUAUGAUCUGGAAUUAUGGAAGUUGGGUAGUAGUUUGGGUCUUAGCUCAUAGUUUU
Cuscuta campestris is the source of this 1642-nucleotide messenger RNA. The record is from the annotation of a GenBank genome assembly. NCBI's taxonomy places the organism in Eukaryota, Viridiplantae, Streptophyta, Magnoliopsida, Solanales, Convolvulaceae.